Molecule: messenger RNA, 7281 nt
Organism: Hyaloperonospora brassicae
Lineage: Eukaryota; Oomycota; Peronosporomycetes; Peronosporales; Peronosporaceae
Source: the annotation of a GenBank genome assembly
AUGGCGAACGCGCGACUGAAACAGGCGCGACGCCGCGCGACGUCCCGCAGCUCCGCCGCCUCGUCACCAAUCGCGGCGUCAACUGCGCAGCUGCCGGUGGUCGAAACGGCCGUCGAAACGGCGUCUGUCGCGCCCUACGAGUCGCUUUCCGACGCGUCGGACGAGCGCGCGGCGCUCGAAGCGGCGCUGGCGGCGCGGAAACGUACUUUAGCGGAGCAGUUGCACGCCCUGACCCUCGGCAAGCCCCUGAUGAAGGAACUGCUGCCCGACUGCGACGCUGCGGGCCGGCGCGUCGGGCGCUGCCAUCGCGACUACUUACUGCAGGAGAUGGAGUGGAUGGCCGCCGACUUUAGUCAAGAGCGCAAGUGGCGCGUGCGCAAUGCCAAAGCGCUGGGCCAGGCGCUGGUGUCGUACGUAAGCCGGCAAGAAGCGCGGCUCGUGCGGCAGCAGAAGCGCGACGACGUGGCGCGGCGGCGCACUGCGGCGCGCGUGGGACGCGAAGUGAAAAAGUUUUGGAGCAAAAUUGACAAGAUCAUUGCGUAUAAAGUGAAGUUGGAGGCCGAAGAGCUCAAGCAGAGGCAAAUGCAGAGGCAGCUGAAGCAGCUCGUGGAGCAGACGGAGAAGUACGCCGAUGCAUUAGCUGCGAGUUUCCAAGAGGGACGAGAGGACGUGCGGGAGGGAGAGGUGGACGCUGACGACGAAGGACGUGGUGCAGGGAAGGAGGGGAGUCGGGACGAGGCGGUCGGAGACGCUGACUUUGAGGAGACGGUCGGAGACGCUGACUUUGUGGUGACGAGACGCGACGAGGAGAAUGAAGCAGAGGAUGAAAGUACGAUUGACGAGGAGGAGAAGUUGGAGCGAGCGAGUGGUGCGUCGGGCAGUGCUGAGGAACUACGACUGUUGAAGGAAGAGAGCGAGAUGUCGAUUGAACAACUCCGAGCUCGAUACGCGACGGCGUCGUAUGCAGACUCGAGUGAUGAUGACGGUAUGGAUCUUGAAGAACUUAGCGAACAACAACAUAGUGAAGAGACGGAUCGACAGAAGGGCGAGGAGGAGGAGGAGCUGGAAGAUGGCAGCGCGAAAGCAGAUGUCGAUGGUGCUGCUGGAUUGAAUGGAGUUGUACAUAAAGCUUCAGCGACAGCACGAAAGAGCGGGUACAAGCGACCUUACUUGCUGACGUCUAGGUUAGAUUUACGGGAGUACCAAGAAGCUGGUGUGAAUUGGCUUAUCAGCAUGUGUCAGCGACGUAUAAACGGUAUUCUCGCAGACGAAAUGGGUCUUGGCAAAACUAUCCAGACGAUAUCACUUUUGGCGCAUCUUGCUUGGAGUCAAGGGCUUUGGGGACCCCAUCUGAUUGUGGUACCUACGAGCUGUCUUGUGAACUGGGAGAUGGAGUUCAAACGUUGGUGCCCGGCGUUCAAGGUGUUGACGUAUUUCGGGUCUGCCAAACGUCGCAAAGAGCUCCGACAGGGAUGGUCGAAGCAGAAUGCGUUCCAUGUGUGCAUCACUAGCUACCAGCUCGUGGUUCAAGAUGCACACUGCUUCAAGCGAAAGAAGUGGUAUUACCUGAUUCUUGACGAAGCGCACAAUAUCAAGAAUUGGAAAAGUCUCCGAUGGCAAACGUUGCUGACAUUCAGCUCGCAGCGUCGUUUGUUGCUGACAGGAACGCCGUUGCAGAAUAAUUUACUAGAGCUCUGGGCUCUCAUGCAUUUCCUCAUGCCGCAUGUAUUCGCGUCGCGCAAGGAGUUUACUUAUUGGUUUCAGAAUCCGUUAGCACUGAUGGUGGAGAACGGUAGUGAUGCAGGUCAAUCGGGCGAUAAUGGCGUCGAGGGUGGAAAGGACUUGGUGACAAAGCUGCACGGUAUCAUCCGGCCGUUCGUUUUGCGUCGAUUGAAGAAAGACGUGGAAAAGCAAUUGCCGGGCAAAUUUGAGCAUGUGAUUACAUGUCAGUUGUCAAAGCGACAGCGAUAUUUGUACGAAGACUUCAUUUCCCGAAGCAGUACACGUCGCGCAAUGUUCGGCCGCGGGAAAGGUCGUGGUGCAAACUUUAUGAGCAUGAUGAAUGUCCUCAUGCAGCUACGUAAGGUGUGUAAUCACCCGGACUUGUUCGAACCACGCCCGAUCGCAUCUCCAUUAGAUAUGCCGAGCAUUCGUGUGAGCGUGCCGUCACGCUGUGGUUACUUAGUUGCUGAGAUAGUAAACGAGCGCCCGCACGUGGCACAUUGGACCGGGAGUAAUUUACCCGGACUGGAAGUAUUGCGUGGCGAAAAGUUCACUUCAAAGCGACGAAGGAAACUUUUCUUCUACGACGUUAGUGCACCGCUCCCGGAUGACACUGUUGUGACUGUGCCGCCAGCAUAUGUUGGAAACAACGACAUCGCCCAACAAAUCAUUAGGCUAGCAGCCAAGCGUCGGAAGUAUUGGGAGGAUAAGCGUGCAAGUGUUGCACAGCUUCAGAAGCUCCGCUCUGGAUUGUACCUGGACGAACCUGUGUUUGGAGGCGAUCUUAUCCGAGUUUGUACGAUGCCGACAUUCAUCUCAUCAGCGAUGGAGGUCCAUAUGCAUCGUGCCAGGCCUUUCCUCGGCUCUCGUCAACCGACACUGGCUCUGCAAGCUAUGGUUCGUAGCCCCGAGGAAAGACUGAUGUCGUUGCAGUCAACAGUGAAUAAAUCAAUUUGUUACGUGCCGAAGGCUCGUGCAAAGCCUGCUCGUGUCAUUUAUGGAGGUGGUGGGUUUGCUUACGACACCAACUUUGUGUUGUCACGCAAAGCCCAGGCUGAAAAACUUGAAGCAAGCAACGCCCGGGACGUAGCGCAUCGUAUAUUGGCACCGUACCACGAGUCAUUUAAGCGCACGCAGUUAUUUUUUCCCGACAAGGCGCUGGUGCAAUUUGAUUGUGGUAAACUUCAGCAACUGGCAGUGCUCUUGCGUACUUUGAAACAUGGUGGCCACAGAUGCCUCAUUUUUACACAAAUGAGCUCGAUGCUGAACAUCCUGGAAGUGUUUCUGAAUUUGCACGGCCACACAUACUUUCGUUUGGAUGGUGCAACGAAAGUGGAGAAGCGGCAAACGCUUAUGGAGCGGUUCAAUCGCAACGAGAAAAUCUUUUGCUUCAUCUUGAGCACGCGAAGUGGCGGCUUAGGAAUAAACCUUACAGGUGCGGACGCCGUGAUAUUUUACGACUCAGAUUGGAAUCCCGCUAUGGAUGCGCAGGCGCAAGACCGUGCUCACCGCAUCGGUCAGACACGUGAUGUGCACAUAUAUCGCCUUGUGAGCGAGCACACGGUAGAAGAAAACAUUCUUCGUAAGGCACAGCAGAAACGACAUCUAGACUUUCUGGUGAUGUCGGAGGGGCAGUUCACCACAGACUUUUUCUCCAAGGCCAGUCUACGGGAGCUCAUGGUCGGCAGCUCAGGUGAAGAGGCUGAGGGUAUCGAUGAUAAGUCUGAAGUUGACGAUGGGAGUUCAGACGAGGAUAUAGACGAAAACAACGUGAUGUCUCUUGAUACCGUAGAAAACACUAUGGCUCAGUUAGAAGAUGAGGAAGAUGUUGUGGCAAUGAAAGGUGCGCGGGCAGAGUAUUUGCAAGAACAACGUGAAUUUGACGACGAAGCGGACAGCAAUGCCGCAUCUCCCCGUGCAAGUCAUGUCGGGGACAUGUCUUCGAGGCCUUCAACCCCAUCGUCGGUAUCGGCGAGCACUGCUGCGAGUGAAAAGGGUGACGGCGACGAUGUUGAGAGUAAAGACGACACUAGAGCUGACGAAGACACAACGGAAGAAGAUUAUGAUCGGCCGGCGAACAGAUCGGGCGGGUGCGAUGUCGAUACUUUGAAGCGGGGUGAGACUGUCGACGAGAACGAGAUUGGCAGUCGGAAACGGCAGCGUGAUAGCUUGAGUGUUCAAAGAAGUUUGACGACGAAGCGUUUGAAAGUUCCAGAAUCUAACGAUCAAAAUGGAAAGCACGGUGAGGAGGUCCGCGAGAGGGCCCGCGACGCGGCCGAAGAGCAAAAGCUGCAAGCUUGGAAGGCAUCCGUUCGAUCGCUUCAGGGAUUCGAGGACUCAUUGAAUUCAGUGGAUCGCUAUGCGCUACACUUUCGAGAAGACGUGGAUCCUUUGUAUGCAUGCACCCCAGCCCAGCAAGCUGCAGCGCUCGCUGGAAUUGAUGUUAAUCCUGCUACAACAACGCUAUUGGAAGAUAUAGAGCAAACGGAGGUGGAAAAACGGGAGGAAGAGGCACGACUUAUCGCAGAAGGUGAACUUAUCGUCGGUCAUAUGGAUUGCAGCGAUGAUGCUGGAUCUGAGCAGAUGACGGAAUACUACGCCGAUCUUUAUCGACGUGAGCGCGCGCACGUGCUUUUCGAACAACGCAAACGUCUUUUGACAGGCGCAGCGUGGACGCUAAUGAAGUGUGCAAAGACUGGUAAGCCGUUUUACUAUAACACUGAUACGCGUGAAGCUAUGUGGGACUGUCCUGCUGUUCGGGUUGCCAACGAGCAGUUUCAGAGUGCGCGGGGGAGAGGAUACGAAGGUUUGCCGCCACCGGUAUUGCUUCGCGUGCUAUCGAUGUUGGACCCGUUCCCAGGACGCUACUGCGUUCAGAUGGUUUGCCGCAGCUGGCAUGUCGCGGCACAGCACCAGUCGUUGUUUGUCAAAAUUUCUGCAAGCGCCUGCGGCCCAGGGUCGUCAGCAUCUUUGGCAAAAGUAUUGGCAAAUGUGGCGUCUGGCGAAACUGUGCUUUUUGGUCCAGGAGUCUAUCACCUUGACGAAACAGUAGAAAUAUCGAAAUGCUUGAGGCUACUGGCAGCCCCAGAUGCGCACGUUGAGUUACAAAUGCACUCUUGCCGUGCACAGUUGUGCUGGAACGCUCGUGGUGGGGUAAUAUGUGGUUUUCACUUUACGCGGACGAACAGUACUUGCGAUUUCGCCGCGACUGAUAUAAAACCAAGCUCUGAUGCCACGGAAUUGGCACCCGCGGUCGAAGAAAGCAGACGCGUCGUACGAAAACGAGACAAGAAGCUGUGUAACUGGCAGAAUCUGUUGCGAGUUGCAGGCCACGGGCAGCUGCGUGUGGAGUACUGCGAAUUUGAUGGAAAGGGUUUGGGCAACGCUUGUAUAUGCGUGUGGGGUUGUGGCGCCAAGAAACGGAAACGAUCGAAAAGGAAGAGGGCACGAUACACGGAUGCCGAGACCGUUUCGACGUUGAAGUCGAACACGACCGAAAUUUUUGAUCCCAUGUCAUCGACCUCAGCUACUUUCACAACGGAUGCUUCCGCAGCGUUUGUCCCGUCGCCAGCAGCUCCUGCUACUUUGGCUGUUAAAUCGCCCUCUCCGUCCGUUGCUCUAUCAUCGGCGAGCGACACAACAAAGACUGUUGCAUCACUGACUGUCAUUCCAGCAACUGCUUUGCCGCGUGUUGCCACUCCAGUAAACCCGGCAGCGCGCGUUUCCGCGACAGGAACUACGAGUACAACAUUGCAGGUUGCCACUGGGGCACCUAUUGCGGAAAGUGCUAGAGCAAGUAUUUCUACGCCCGUGACGGCUGCAACAGCGCCAGCACCUAUUACACCGGUGGCAUUUGCAUCAAUGGCUUCGGAAUCACGAGUUGACCCACCAUGUUCUUCGGUGACGAGUGCACCGCAAUGUGUAUCGACUUCGACUUCUCCUGUAUCUGAUACAUUAUUGGUACUACAUAACUGCCGUAUUCGUGGUGCUGGAAGUUCUGGUGUGCUCCUCGUGCGCGGGUCAUUAGUCAUGUCGCUAAACACCGUCGAAGAGAACGCGCAUUCGGGCGUUACUGUUCUGGGUGGACAGGCAUUGGUGCGGCUGAACAAGAUUCAACGAAAUGCUCGAUUCGGCUUGAGGUUGCUCUAUCACGCCGGAAGUGUGAUUGUCGAAGACAAUGUGGUGUUUGACAACGCUUGCGGGAACCUUGAUGUGGACAACUCAGGUCGGCGUUUUGUUGUCCGUAUGAAUGAAAUGGACAAGGGCAAAAAGUCGUCAGAAAGGAUGUCGCAUUCGCACGGGAAGCUGCGCCUAAAAACUUAUGCUGUGCUAGAAAAGGAAGUACCGCGUGCGACGACUCCAGUUGUGAAGCCUGCUACCAGCACCGCUGCUGAAUACUGGAAGAAGCAACUAGCCACUAGCACCGCAGUUUCGUCGGCAGCACCCGUGCCAAGUUUGACUGCAACCCAGACAGGUCCUGUCGUUGGUGAUAACGGUGUGAUGACUGCCGGGAUUCCGAUGAGUUUCAUGCGAUCUGUAGUAUUCCCUCAAGGCUCUAACCGUUCGCACGUCACCCACCUUCCGCCAGGGUUUGCGCCACUGGGUGGGACGGUGCCGUCAAUGACGCUGAAUCGAUCUACGACGACGGCCGCAUCAAGUGUACAGCGCGUUGUUAACGCGAGUGGGACUCCUGGUAUUCCGAAUGGUGUUCGAGCGAGUCCUGAACUGUUGUUUGGAGCCACUAGCGCACCAACUGCGUUGAUACGCGCUACUUCCUGUAUUGAGCCCCCGGAGCAACACUGUCGACCUAAAACAAAUCAGGUCGUCGUGGGCGGACGCGAACUUAUGCUGCGUGAUACGUGCGAGAAGCCUACCGAGAAGGUUGUGAAACCUCGACGUUCCAAGGAUCCCCCGACGCAAGUAUUGGGGUCUGCUAAUCUGCAACAGAUAACCUCACCGUCCGCAUUUCAGCUUAAUUUCGCCCCUGGUUCAACUGCUGCAGCCGUGGCGGCAGCUAUGGGCUCAAUGAUGGCUCACACGGCCAAGCUACAAGCAGCUGCAUCGCGAAUGCAGACAGGGCUCGCAUCAUCAGGGAACAAUCUACGGCCGAAGCCAGCAGUAGUUGCGGCAUCGACCGCUGGUGUGAAAGCUGCAUCGCCGAAGCCAAUGGUCGCGAGUCUGACACAAGCAGCGCAGACACGUCGUGUUGCUCCGGCGGCUGUAAAUUCCGUAGCGGCGAUGCCGUGUACGCCAAAAGUGCCAUUGGCGCAGACCGGUGUUACUCCACCAAUCGCAACCAAGCCAGUGGUGGCUAUGAUAUCGAAUGUUAGCGCGGCGCUUGCAACGCCGAGGCAAGCCGCUACUAUGGUCUCAACGGCUUCAGUAGCUGCACCGUCGACAGUACAUGCAAAGCAAUCGACACAUUGUGGGGAGAAACGAAAGCUUGACGUUGCUGGAAUCGGCGCGAAAGCGGCGGUUGUAAAGGAGAAGACACUCGGUAGAGACAACAAUGGUCAGCCGGGAAUCAAGAGUAAAAAAAAUGAAAAAAGCGGGAGCUAA